GCUGAGUUCUGAUUGUUUCUUAGAGAUGAGAAACUCCCAAAUGACUUUUCCUACCUCAAUCCUUGUACUUGUUAUUUUAGCAUUGUUCUCAAACAAUGUCAAAAUUAUUCCAACUCUAUUUGUUCACGCGAUAAUGUUUCAUGAAAAUGAGCAUUCACUUCAGAAUCCAAUACAUAACAAUAUCUUGCAACCUACCAAUAUAGAUCGUAUUACAAGAGAGAGUCCAGGAGGCCCAGAUCCAAGGCAUCAUCGUUCUUUUCAACCUAGUAAUGUUAAUCAUAUUACUAGGGAAAGUCCAGGAGGUCCAGAUCCAAGGCACCACCACUCCUUACGACCUAGUAAUAUUUACCAUAUUACCAGGGAGAGUCCAGGAGGUCCAGAUCCAAGGCACCAUCAUUCAUUUCAACCUAGUAAUGUUUAUCACAUUACUAGGGAAAGUCCAGGAGGUCCAGAUCCAAGGCACCAUCACUCUUUACAACCUAAUAAUGUUUAUCAUAUUACUAGAGAGAGUCCAGAAGGUCCAGAUCCAAGGCACCAUCAUUCUUUUCAACCUAGUAAUGUUUAUCAUAUUACUAGGGAAAGCCCAGGAGGUCCAGAUCCAAGGCACCACCACUCCUUACGACCUAGUAAUGUUUACCAUAUUACCAGGGAGAGUCCAGGAGGUCCAGAUCCAAGGCACCAUCAUUCAUUUCAACCUGGUAAUGUUUAUCAUAUUACUAGGGAAAGCCCAGAAGGUCCAGAUCCAAGGCACCAUCACUCCUUACAACCUAAUAAUGUUUAUCAUAUUACUAGGGAGAGUCCAGGAGGUCCAGAUCCAAGGCACCAUCACUCCUUACAACCUAAUUACUAGAUCCAAAGCAAGACAACUAUUUACAACAAAAUGAUGCUAAGCAUCAUGGAAUAUCAUCUCAUUAUGGCUAGCAUUCCAUACAAAACUAUAUAUGUAUUUAAACAAUGAUGUUAUCAAA
Messenger RNA from Lotus japonicus, 968 nucleotides. RefSeq lists its product as uncharacterized. The transcript has a single exon. Bases 26 to 850 code for a protein of 274 amino acids. Lineage: Eukaryota; Viridiplantae; Streptophyta; Magnoliopsida; Fabales; Fabaceae. The record is from RefSeq and is a predicted model, not a curated record.